AUGAGACGGCUCAAGCAGAAUGCCGAGCAGCUGGGGAACUACAAGUCGCGCCAUGAGAGCGGCCUGCCACCCCAACGUGGGCCAGCAAUCAGUCCUCAGCCUACCAUGCAGCACCAUGCACUUCCUGAGCCACCGUUCAUCGUACCAGUAGUCCGCGAGGCACUGUUGCAGAGUGAAUACCAGGAUCGCAUCCUCGUCGUUCCAGGAGAAGCCGAUAACUUCUGCGUAGCAGCAGCUCGCCAGCUGAACAGGGACAAUGAGAGCAAUAAGAUUACCAUUCUCACAAACGAUUCCGACUUGGCCGUAUUUGAGUCUGGCGCACGAACACGUAUAGCUAUGUUACACAGCUUGGCAAUCACGGAGAACAACACUCUAAUCACUUCCAGCUACUGGCCGGCGAAGAUAGCCAAGAGUAUAAAGCAACCCGAUCUUUUACAAAUGGCAUAUCAAUUGCAGCAAGACACUCAUGUCAGUGUUGCAAGAGUGCAAGCACGAAUCGAGCAUAAUGGCUCGGCAACAGGUCGCGCCUAUCAAGAUUUCACAGACCAAUAUAGCGUGGAAUCUGAACAGGUGAUGCUGGAGAAGCUGCAGAAGGAUGCAAAGUAUCGUCUGCCGCUAUUGGGACUUGACGCACGACUAGCCGAACUGAUAUGCCAGUCUCGAGACCAAGUCAACACAUCAAGCCAGCUCGAAGUCUACCUACCAUUCCUGAUUGACGAACCGAGCCGGGCAUCUGCAUGGCAUAUCGGCACUCGUCCGCGCGACGCGGCGUACACCCUCGUGCUAGGUCACCACAAACGUCAGAAGAACAGUGUCCUAGAAUACAAACGAGCCGGUGACAACAUUGCUGCCCGCAAGAUCUCCUGUCUCGACACUGCGGACCUACCAUCAGAGUGUAGUGCACUUCAUGCUUCUCUCGAGCAUACUCUCGAGGACGAACGCAUGCUGUCUUCUUUGCAAGAGCGGUGGCGGUAUGCGGUAGUGCAGACGUUACUUUGGAAUCUGGUUGAGCUCGACCAGCCCAUGCCGGAACCGGACGAUCUCCUGAAUGUGGUGCUCGGGCGUGCAGAGACUGCAUGGUCACAGGUUCGACUUACAGCGCAAUAUCAAGCGUGCUACUACUCUCUUCGAUUGCUUCGUCAGGCGCUACGAUACGUGAAGUGCGUUGGCGACCUUACAGACAUCAUCGACGAUGAGCACCAGAGUGCCGAACGUCUGCUAGAGUUGCUGGACACCUUGCCUGGUAUAGCAGAUUUUAUUAUAUCUUCGCAUGUAUCAGACGGGACUACCGAGUCAACGACACUCUGGCUUGAGCUUCUCAGCGCAUGCGUUGCUGAGAUAGGUGCUCAGGGCGACAGGCCUGUCGAAUCAUCUCGCCCGAGCAAGAAGCGGAAGACGAAGAAGUCGAAGACUGUCGCAGAGUCUCGACCUCAAGCACGGACUAUUGUACCGCGCUCAAGCAAUACCUUCGCCAUGCUCGACAUUUGA
Messenger RNA from Recurvomyces mirabilis, 1488 nucleotides. RefSeq lists its product as uncharacterized. Lineage: Eukaryota; Fungi; Ascomycota; Dothideomycetes; Mycosphaerellales; Teratosphaeriaceae. The transcript has a single exon. The coding region runs from base 1 to 1488 and encodes 495 amino acids. The record is from RefSeq and is a predicted model, not a curated record.